AUUGGGGUGCUGAUCGGGGCCGGCCUGGGAUUUGGGGUUUGGCUCCUGGGGGCCCCAAAGGUAGAAGCAGCCAAACCAGCUGACAUUCUGGGAGAGGGGCUCCGACCGCGACAAAUGUUCAACUUCAUCGCUGAUGUCGCCGAGAAAACGGCCCCCGCCGUGGUCAACAUCGAGAUCGUGGGCCGACACCCGUUCACCGGGCGGGAGACGGUCCUCUCCAAUGGUUCGGGGUUCCUGGUGUCUUCAGACGGUCUGAUUGUCACCAACGCUCAUGUGGUGGCCAACAAGAGGAAUGUCCGGGUGAAGCUUCACAAUGGAGACGUGUAUGAGGCCCAAGUACAGGCCACAGACCCCAUCCAGGACAUUGCCACCAUCAAGAUCUCCGCCAAGGUCCCACUACCCACCCUGCCGCUCGCCCGCUCCUCUGAGGUCCGCCAAGGAGAAUUUGUGGUCGCCAUGGGAACGCCAUACUUAUUGCGCAAUACCGUCACCUCCGGAAUCGUCAGCUCUGUACAGCGGGGGAGCCGAGAGCUUGGCCUGUCCAACAAGGACAUGGACUACAUCCAGACCGACGCCAUCAUAGAUGUGAGAUCCGUGGUCACACUCCCCGUGUCCCCCUCCCGGGAUUG
Molecule: messenger RNA, 629 nt
Organism: Nanorana parkeri
Lineage: Eukaryota; Metazoa; Chordata; Amphibia; Anura; Dicroglossidae
Product: serine protease HTRA2, mitochondrial-like
Exons: 3
Biological process (GO): programmed cell death; positive regulation of apoptotic process; proteolysis
Cellular component (GO): mitochondrion
Molecular function (GO): serine-type endopeptidase activity
Source: RefSeq, a predicted model, not a curated record